AGCGGGGGCCGGCCGCUCUGUAAGUCCCGGGGCAGCGGCGACUGAGGCUCGGAGACAGGUAGGGUACGGGAGCCUAGGGCUGGCGGACGAACUCUGCCGGCUCGGCUCCGGUGAGCGAAUGCCGCACCGUCCAACCAGGAAAGCCGCAGUGUGGAAGAACGUCGAACGUGGCCAACCAGCGGCUUCAGACUUACGGAAGGCGGGACUUUCCCGGGGCGGGACUUCCUGUUUCGUAUAAACACCUUGAGGUCCCCCUCGGCCCGGCUAAGUGCGUCCCCCGGGAGCAGCGGUCGCGUCUCCUAGUGGGCCGCUGCUCGGCGGGUUGGAGCAGAUCGAGGCGGGCCCUUUCCGCCGCCGAGCGCUGAGCGCGGGACCCGGGCCGGGCGGGAAGCGCAGGAAGGUGGCGCCGCGAUGACGCUCUCCCCUCCGCCAAGGUCCGAGCUGAUGUGGCCCAAUGAUCCCGCGGAAACGCCACGGGGCUAAGAAUACGGAUCAGGGCGUUUACCUGGGGCUCUCGAAGACACAAGUCCUGUCCUCUACCACUGCGGGCAUAGGCCGCGGCGACGUCGUCCCCGCGCUCGGGCCCGCGGCGCCGGCCCCGCCCCCGCCCGGCAUCAUGUCCUGUCGGGACCGGACCCAGGAGUUCUUGUCCGCCUGCAGGUCGCUACAGAGCCAACAGAAUGGAAUCCAGACAAAUAAGCCAGUUCUGUGUGCUGCCCGACAGCGCAGUGAAUUUACUCUUAUGGCCAAGCGCAUUGGGAAAGACCUCAGCAACACAUUUGCCAAGCUGGAGAAGCUGACAAUCUUGGCAAAGCGCAAGUCCCUUUUUGAUGAUAAAGCGGUAGAAAUCGAGGAGCUAACAUACAUCAUCAAACAGGAUAUCAAUAGCCUCAACAAGCAAAUUGCUCAGCUUCAGGAUUUUGUGAGAGCCAAGGGCAGCCAGAGCGGCCGGCAUCUGCAGACACAUUCCAACACCAUUGUGGUCUCACUGCAGUCAAAACUGGCUUCCAUGUCCAAUGACUUCAAAUCGGUGUUAGAAGUGAGGACAGAGAACCUGAAGCAGCAGAGGAGCCGGAGGGAGCAGUUCUCCCGGGCCCCCGUGUCCGCCCUGCCCCUCGCCCCCAACCACCUGGGUGGUGGCCCUGUGGUUCUGGGGGCUGAGUCCCAUGCCUCCCGGGAUGUGGCAAUAGACAUGGUGGAUACAAGCACCAACCAGCAGCUGCAGCUCAUUGAUGAGCAGGAUUCCUAUAUUCAGAGCCGGGCGGACACCAUGCAGAACAUUGAGUCCACGAUUGUUGAACUGGGCUCCAUCUUUCAGCAGCUGGCGCACAUGGUGAAGGAACAGGAGGAGACCAUUCAGAGGAUCGACGAGAAUGUGCUGGGAGCUCAGCUGGACGUUGAGGCUGCUCACUCCGAGAUCCUCAAGUACUUCCAGUCUGUCACUUCCAAUCGAUGGCUCAUGGUCAAAAUCUUCCUCAUCCUCAUCAUCUUCUUCAUUAUCUUCGUGGUCUUCCUGGCCUGACCCCUGUCUACUCAGAGGCAGUGCAUAGGGCAGAGGCCCUCUGGUGACAGCAAGUGGCAGAGCCGCCGCCAAUCCUGUGUUGGGUGCUGUGGAGAAAGCCCUGUCUCCCUGGAACUGUUCAGGGUGGCUGCUGGCCCUGACCCCACCCCACACUUCCUGCCAUCCUGUCCUCCCUUGACAUCCUCAGGCCCAUGAAACACACAUGGGUCUGGACUCUGCUGUGCAGUGACAGGAAGGGAUUGGGAGCUAGCUGAGGACUGUUGGAGGCCAUGUCUCCCCUAGGAGAUUUUUAUAAACCCUCCACACCUCUCCAAGAAGAAAUUUGGGCAGCUGGGGGACAUGACGCUCCUCCCUGCCUUCUGAGUGAGGCAAGGAAGUGAAAUGGCCCAGGGACCAACUUCCCCAUCUGGGUUAGGGCUCUCCUCUCCUUACUGUGUAUGGCAGGGGCCCUGAGCCCUCGCUGUUCACAACGCUCUAUACUCACCAGCUGCUGUGACUCCGUCUGCUGUGCUGCGGCCGGUUUCUUCCCAAUUACAUCGAGACAUCAGCCUCAA
Messenger RNA from Cavia porcellus (domestic guinea pig), 2076 nucleotides. It is a transcript of the gene Stx5, whose product is annotated as syntaxin 5. Gene Ontology annotation, cellular component: Golgi membrane; SNARE complex; endomembrane system. The record is from RefSeq and is a predicted model, not a curated record. The coding region runs from base 455 to 1522 and encodes 355 amino acids. Gene Ontology annotation, molecular function: SNARE binding; SNAP receptor activity. The transcript is spliced from 10 exons. Gene Ontology annotation, biological process: intracellular protein transport; vesicle fusion; endoplasmic reticulum to Golgi vesicle-mediated transport. Lineage: Eukaryota; Metazoa; Chordata; Mammalia; Rodentia; Caviidae.